AUGACUGCCAUCAAGCAUGCUUUACAGAGGGAUAUUUUCACUCCCAAUGAUGAACGCUUGUUGAGCAUUGUGAAUGUGUGCAAAGCAGGCAAAAAGAAGAGAAACUGCUUCUUGUGUGCCACAGUGACAACAGAACGACCAGUGCAAGUAAAUGUGGUAAAAGUGAAAAAAUCUGACAAAGGAGAUUUCUACAAGAGGCAGACUGCAUGGGCACUUCGAGAUCUCGCUGUUGUUGAUGCCAAAGAUGCUGUUAAAGACAAUCCUGAAUUUGACUUGCAUUUUGAUAAAGUGUACAAAUGGGUUGCAAGCAGCACAGUGGAAAAGAACACCUUCAUUUCAUGUAUCUGGAAACUCAAUCAGAGAUAUCUUAGAAAGAAAAUUGACUUUAUUAAUGUUAGUUCACAGCUUCUGGAAGAAUCCAUUCCAAGUGGAGAGAAUCAAAGUGUAGCAGGAGGUGAUGAAGAGGCUGUGGACGAAUACCAGGAGUUAAAUGCAAGAGAGGAACAGGAUAUUGAAAUAAUGAUGGAAGGAUGUGAAUAUGCAAUUUCUAAUGCGGAAGCCUUUGCAGAGAAGUUGUCAAGAGAGCUACAAGUGCUAGAUGGGGCAAAUAUCCAGUCAAUUAUGGCCUCGGAGAAACAGGUGAAUAUCUUGAUGAAGUUGCUGGAUGAAGCUCUAAAGGAAGUUGACCAAAUUGAGCUAAAGCUGAGCAGUUAUGAGGAAAUGCUUCAGAGUGUAAAAGAGCAAAUGGAUCAAAUUUCAGAAAGCAACCACCUAAUCCAUCUCAGCAACACAAAUAAUGUGAAACUGCUGUCGGAGAUAGAGUUCUUAGUGAAUCACAUGGAUUUGGCUAAGGGUCAUAUCAAGGCCCUUCAGGAGGGAGAUCUGACAUCUUCUCGAGGCAUCGAGGCCUGCACUAAUGCAGCAGAUGCCCUUCUGCAGUGCAUGAAUGUAGCUCUUCGCCCAGGACACGAUAUGCUUCAUGCGGUGAAACAGCAACAGCAGCGGUUUAGCGACUUGCGUGAACAGUUUGCACGGCGACUCGCCAGUCAUUUUUUCAGCAG
Messenger RNA from Eurypyga helias (sunbittern), 1061 nucleotides. RefSeq names its product exocyst complex component 1. Gene Ontology annotation, biological process: exocytosis; Golgi to plasma membrane transport. The record is from RefSeq and is a predicted model, not a curated record. NCBI's taxonomy places the organism in Eukaryota, Metazoa, Chordata, Aves, Eurypygiformes, Eurypygidae. The transcript has 7 exons. The annotation marks the transcript as partial. Gene Ontology annotation, molecular function: phosphatidylinositol-4,5-bisphosphate binding. Gene Ontology annotation, cellular component: plasma membrane; exocyst.